Zygotorulaspora mrakii is the source of this 918-nucleotide messenger RNA. RefSeq names its product proteasome regulatory particle lid subunit RPN11 (gene RPN11). Gene Ontology annotation, biological process: proteasome-mediated ubiquitin-dependent protein catabolic process; protein deubiquitination. Gene Ontology annotation, cellular component: proteasome regulatory particle, lid subcomplex. NCBI's taxonomy places the organism in Eukaryota, Fungi, Ascomycota, Saccharomycetes, Saccharomycetales, Saccharomycetaceae. The transcript has a single exon. The record is from RefSeq and is a predicted model, not a curated record. Bases 1 to 918 code for a protein of 305 amino acids. Gene Ontology annotation, molecular function: protein binding; proteasome binding; metallopeptidase activity.
AUGGAAAGGUUACAAAGACUAAUGAUGAACAGCAAGCCUGGCAUGACAGAUGCUAAUAGGGAUGACACAAAGGAAACAGUGUACAUCUCUUCCAUAGCAUUACUAAAAAUGUUGAAACAUGGUAGAGCAGGUGUUCCUAUGGAAGUCAUGGGCCUAAUGCUGGGUGAAUUUGUAGACGAUUAUACUGUAAACGUGGUAGAUGUCUUUGCGAUGCCUCAGUCUGGUACAGGUGUUUCAGUUGAGGCUGUGGACGACGUUUUUCAAGCGAAAAUGAUGGACAUGUUGAAGCAAACGGGCAGGGAUCAGAUGGUUGUAGGAUGGUACCAUUCACAUCCUGGGUUUGGAUGCUGGUUGUCUUCCGUUGAUGUUAAUACCCAGAAGUCCUUUGAGCAAUUGAAUAGCAGGGCUGUUGCCGUAGUCGUAGAUCCAAUCCAAUCUGUAAAAGGUAAGGUAGUCAUUGAUGCAUUCAGAUUAAUUGAUACAGGUGCCUUGAUAAAUAAUCAAGAACCAAGGCAAACCACUUCGAACGCAGGUCUUUUGAACAAGGCCAACAUUCAAGCUUUGAUACAUGGACUGAAUAGACAUUACUAUUCGUUGAAUAUAGACUAUCAUAAAACACCGACAGAGACCAAGAUGUUGAUGAAUCUACAUAAAGAACAAUGGCAAUCGGGUCUGAAGAUGUAUGACUAUAAGGAAAAAGAGACAAAUAAUUUGGAAGCAACCCAAAAAUUAGUCAAAAUAGCAGAGCAGUACUCUAAAAGAGUGGAGGAAGAAAGAGAACUUUCGGAAGAAGAGCUGAAGACCCGUUAUGUAGGAAAACAGGACCCGAAAAAGCAUUUGGCACUUACUUCAGAUGUCCUUCUAGAAAACAAUAUCAUUUCAGUACUUACUGCCGGAGUUAAUUCUGUUGCGAUUUGA